UCAGAGGUCGGAGGUCAGGCAAGAUGGUGGAGACCGUAGUCGCACCGUCGGUGCGCCUGGUUUCUUACGGAGGCAACAAGAUCAACUACCGCAAGCCCGUUUUUUCGACCGACAGCAAAUAUUUGUUUUGUGCAUCAGGAGAUCUUGUGAAAGUAUAUAGCACUACCACAGAGGAAUGUAUACAGGAAUUGCAAGGUCAUAAGAAUCUGGUUACAGGCAUACAGCUUAAUCCACAAAACCAUUUGCAGCUAUACUCUGCAUCAUUGGAUGGCACCAUCAAACUUUGGGACUUCACUGAUGGAAUCUUAAUAAGAACAUUUACAGUGAAUGUUAAACUACUUGCUUUAUACACACCUGCUGUUGGUCCAAACACAAUCUUUGCUAUUAUUCCAAGUGCUAAAGUGUUUCAGUUGGUGUCCGUCAAUCUGCCUAAGUCAACUUCCCAAGAAGUUGAUGCAAAAGAAUUUUCUGUCAUUUUGGAAGAUGUAUGUGAGUCACCAAAAUUAACUGCUUUUGGAAGAGAGGGUGCAUAUGUUGCUUCAGUUAAAAAACUUGAGCUCCAAGUGUUUUUCUUCAAGAAGAAAAAGCACUUAAGGUUUCCUUUGAGUGCCAAAUAUUGCAAAAGAAGCACUAAUGCCUUCACCUGUAUAGCCUGUCAUCCAAAGGAAGACUGCAUAGCAACAGGUCACCAAGAUGGCAAAAUCCGUCUCUGGUGGAAAUUUAAUGAUAAAAAGGAGUAUACGUACUCUUCAUUGCAUUGGCACCAUGAGGCCGUCAAUGACUUGAUCUUCUCGACAGAAGGUACCAUUUUGCUGAGUGGCGGAAUAGAGGCUGUUUUAGUUCGGUGGUGGUUUGGUUCAGAAUCAAAGAAAGACUUCCUACCUCGUCUUGGUGAUGCCAUUGAGCAUAUUGCAACCUCUCCCGAUGGUGCCUUCCAUUCCACAUCCCAUGGUGAUAAUAGAAUAGUUAUUAUAAGAAGCAAUCUGUGGCUCUCUGCUAUAAUUCAGGGUUUGGUUAAAGGUCAGGAAGUUUUGACUGGUUUGAUGAUUGAUCCAAGGAGCAAAGCUUUGGUUCUAAAUGGAAAACCAGGGCAUUUGCAGUUUUACUCACUUCAGACUGACAAGCAAUUGUACAAUCUAGAUAUUGUGCAAGAGGAAUAUAUCCACCAGUUAGGGCUAAACCAGACCAAGGUUGUCAAGGCAGCAUUUGAUCUGCAUGGUACAUGGUUGGUCACUGUGGAAGAAAGAGUGGAUGAUGAAACUGACAUUGAGCAACAGAUGAAGCUUUGGACCUAUAAUGAGAAGAAGCAGAGUUUUGUCCUCAAUACCACAAUCUGCGCACCACAUGAAAACCAUAUUUCAAACGUAUGCUUUCAAAAUUUGGAUGAUUCCAGAAGUCCACCUACUUUGGUAACAUCUAGCUUGGACGGUCGGUUUAAAGUCUGGAUUCUAGGGGAUGAUUCUGAUAUCUAUCAAAAAAGUGAAUGCUGGACAUGUGACUUUGUGGGAACAUAUCAUAAACUGCAGGCUACAAAUUGUUGUUUCUCUGAGGACGGUUCCCUACUCGCUGUCAGCUUUGAACAAAUCAUUACCUUGUGGGAUGCAAAUACUUGGGACCUGAAAUGUACUUUCUGUCAGCCACCGGGGAAUAUACGGCAUCUUGCCUUUGGAAGACUUAGUUGUUCAAAGUACCUGCUUGCUUCAACUGAUAAUAGGUUUCUCUGUUGCUGGAAUCUUUUGUGCUGCGCUUUGGAAUGGAGCACACAGCUGAAUGUAAUGUCUUUGCAAGUCGAUCCUCUCUCUGAGAAUGUUGCUGUGUUUUCAGACCUUCGUAGGAACAUAGACUUGUUUGUUUUUAAGCCCAAUGAGCCACAACCCUUGUACAUGCAGAAGAAUGUCUGCGAUGUUCCAGUCAAGUCAGCUGUCUUUGUUCCCAGAGAACUGGCUGAGGACUGUAGUUCAGAGAACCAGCAGUGGUUAGCCAGAUCACAGCUUUACUUCCUCACAGAUUCCCAGGACUUGAUGACAUUCAGUACAAAAUCAGAAGAAGAAAGACUAACGCUAUCCAGCAAGCAGUUGGUGACAGAAGAAAAUGCUCUGAUGACUCCUUUCCAUGUGUUGCUUGGAAAACAGCAGCAGCAUCAAAUAAAAUCUGGGCCAGAAGCAGAACAAACCACACUGCCUGAAGGAUCUACUGCAAUUAAUGAGAUGCUUCAUACACCAGCUCAUGUUCUGCCAAAUGCUUCAUUUCUCUGUUCGAUGUUUAUGAAUUCAUUACUUAUUCCUAAGGAGGACAAAAGCUCAAAAGAAGAACAAGAGGAGGUGGAAAUAGAGAGUGAAAAAGAGGAAGAUGAAUCCGAUAUGGAGACAAGUCUCUUUGAAGAUAAGCAAGAGGUGCAAAAAGUAUAUUCAUCUGAAGAACUUUUACCCAAAUUGACUAAAUCUGAGGAAAAAGAACUAAAAAAACUUGAGAGGACUAAUUAUGACUGGCUAUUUACUGUAUAGACUGGAGAAAUUAAUUCCUGCUGCUGAUCUGAAGAAUUUUGUACUAAAUAUUUUACAACAUAUGUUCCGAUAUGGUUAACUAUAAAGUUUCAUUUUUACAAUAAAUACACUAUUUGUGUUUCUUGAAUAGACCCAUUUGGAGGGUGGAAAAGGCAGCAUCAGUAACAAGUUGCUCCUUUUACAAAUGGAUAACCUAUAUAGAAAUAAAUAGUGAGAUACCUUCAUUGACUCCUGGGAAUCACUAGCCCAUGACUGCUCAGAGUGGAGUUGGUGCUGUUUUAUUAGAAUCCAUGCAUUGAAAGUGCUCAGAAGCCCAGCGUAAAAGAUGGAAGCAACAUGCCAACUAGCCUGCCUGCCAGCCUCUGAUUCCACCUUCAGUUCCACAAUACAUCAUCUGUCACCUCAAAACUGGAGUUCAAGCAUGACAGUACCAAGAAUCUGGCUGGGGCUGCACUAUUGCUGCCCAAGAAAUAGUAUAACUUUCUCAAUAAUUCAUCAUUAAAUCAGCAAAGGAAUGAGAAUAUCAUUCAAUAAAGUUGUGAAAUUGUGUAAAUGUUUAACCAUCCAAUAUUUGGAAAAGCUUCAGAAUAUUGGAACCAGAGACGGUUAUGAGCCCUUCAUAUCUAUUCUGCCAUUCAACAGUCAUAGCUAUUGUGUGAGAUAUAUAUAUAAAAGUUCCAGAGUAAUACUGACUCAGCUUUUAGCCUUACAGAAGUGUUAAAGCCCAGCAAUAUAUUAGCAUAAUUUUUUGAACAAACCUAUGAUGCUAUCUGCAAGACCUCAAUGGAUCUGCACUGCUUAUACUGUAAAUACUGGUGUAAGAUAAAUAUUGGAGUCUACAUUUUGCUUUUUCCUAUUUCAUGUAACCCUUAUUAGUUUUAUAAAAGUGCUCCUGACAGCCCUCUUUUUUUAAAUAUAAAAUGCAAUAAAAAUUAGAUUUA
This is a messenger RNA of Hypanus sabinus (Atlantic stingray), 3445 nucleotides long. It is a transcript of the gene wdr75, whose product is annotated as WD repeat domain 75. Gene Ontology annotation, biological process: positive regulation of rRNA processing; positive regulation of transcription by RNA polymerase I. The coding region runs from base 24 to 2504 and encodes 826 amino acids. The transcript is spliced from 21 exons. Gene Ontology annotation, molecular function: RNA binding; protein binding. The record is from RefSeq and is a predicted model, not a curated record. Lineage: Eukaryota; Metazoa; Chordata; Chondrichthyes; Myliobatiformes; Dasyatidae. Gene Ontology annotation, cellular component: nucleolus.